Notodromas monacha is the source of this 612-nucleotide messenger RNA. The record is from the annotation of a GenBank genome assembly. Lineage: Eukaryota; Metazoa; Arthropoda; Ostracoda; Podocopida; Cyprididae.
AUGAAUGACGUAUCAUCGACUCGUGGCAUUACCCCUUCGCUCGACGCUAAUUGUGAUGAGGCGUCACGUGAGCCUACAUUGUUGUCUUCUAUUUCGACGCUCUCGAUUGGAUCGCCAAUAAAUUUUUCCAGUCUGCCGAAUGGCGGAUGCGAAACGCCGAUUCGGUACGUUUCUUACGAAUCGGAGCUUCAGAUGCCCUCUAUUAUGGAACUGAUCCAGAAGGACCUCUCCGAACCCUACUCCAUAUACACAUAUCGCUACUUUAUUCACAAUUGGCCCAAACUCUGCUUUCUCGCCGUGGACGGUUCCCGAUGCGUGGGUGCCAUUGUGUGCAAGUUGGAUCUCCACAAGCAUCUCGUGUCUCGUGGCUAUAUAGCUAUGCUUACUGUAGACAAAAGUUACCGUAAGCAACGCAUUGGAACUACUCUUGUCCUGAAAGCCAUAAGGGCCAUGAUAGCUGAUCAUGCCGAUGAAAUCGUGUUAGAAACCGAAAUAACCAACAAACCGGCUCUGAAGUUGUAUGAAAAUCUUGGUUUUGUACGUGAUAAACGCCUGUUCCGAUAUUACUUGAAUGGAGUUGACGCGCUCCGGUUGAAGCUAUGGCUCAAGUAG